AUGGAAAAUAUCACCAGCAUCAGUGAGUUCAUCCUCAUGGGCUUUCCUACUGCUCCCUGGCUGCAAAUUCUGCUUUUCUUCAUCUUCUUCAUAACUUACCUGUUUGUGCUUUUGGAAAAUCUUAUCAUCAUUCUUACUGUGUGGGUCACUGGGUCAUUGCACAAGCCUAUGUACUAUUUUCUGAGUACUAUGUCCUCUGAGGCCUGGUAUAUAUCUGUCACUGUCCCCAAAAUGCUGGCUGGAUUCCUAUUUCGCCCCAAUACCAUUUCUUUCUUGGGAUGCAUGACCCAGCUCUACUUCUUUAUGUCCCUUGCCUGUACUGAAUGUGUACUUUUAGCUGCCAUGGCCUAUGAUCGUUAUGUAGCCAUAUGUUGGCCUCUUCGCUAUCCAGUCAUGAUGACCACAGGAUUUUGUAUUCAACUGACCAUCAGUUCCUGGGUGAGUGGCUUCACCAUCUCCAUGGCAAAGGUGUACUUUAUCUCUCGAGUUGCCUUCUGUGGCAAUAAUGUCUUGAACCAUUUUUUCUGUGAUGUGUCACCCAUCCUUAAGUUGGCUUGUAGGAACUUAUCUAUGGCUGAGACAGUAGAUUUUGCCCUCGCCAUUGUCAUCCUUGUAUUCCCUCUCUCAGCCACUGUUCUUUCCUAUGGCUUCAUUGUCUCUACCAUCCUGCACAUACCCUCAGCCACUGGGCAGCGGAAGGCCUUUUCCACCUGUGCUUCUCAUCUUACAGUGGUGGUCAUCUUCUACACAGCUGUGAUCUUCAUGUACGUCCGACCUCGGGCCAUUGCUUCAUUUAAUUCUAACAAGCUGAUCUCAGCCAUCUAUGCAGUCUUCACUCCCAUGCUCAAUCCAAUCAUCUACUGCCUUAGGAACAAGGAAGUCAAAGAUGCCAUCAGAAAAACCAUAUCAGGUGGCAGAGCCCUGUUCUUGGGUUCUGAAGUGACUUAA
This is a messenger RNA of Rattus rattus (black rat), 948 nucleotides long. RefSeq names its product olfactory receptor 6-like. Gene Ontology annotation, biological process: G protein-coupled receptor signaling pathway. Gene Ontology annotation, molecular function: olfactory receptor activity; G protein-coupled receptor activity. The record is from RefSeq and is a predicted model, not a curated record. Gene Ontology annotation, cellular component: membrane. NCBI's taxonomy places the organism in Eukaryota, Metazoa, Chordata, Mammalia, Rodentia, Muridae.